Messenger RNA from Calidris pugnax (ruff), 2371 nucleotides. RefSeq names its product sorting nexin 8 (gene SNX8). Gene Ontology annotation, molecular function: phosphatidylinositol binding. The transcript is spliced from 12 exons. Lineage: Eukaryota; Metazoa; Chordata; Aves; Charadriiformes; Scolopacidae. The coding region runs from base 88 to 1410 and encodes 440 amino acids. Gene Ontology annotation, biological process: retrograde transport, endosome to Golgi. The record is from RefSeq and is a predicted model, not a curated record.
UGGACGGCGAGCCGCCCGCGGGCACCGGCACAGGACUGAUGUAAGAUAUUGGGAUAUUGAACAGCAGCCUUUGCGGGGGAAAAAAAAAUGUCCUACUGUACCAAAGAGAGAGCUUGCUCAGAUUUGGCAAAGCCUCCAGUAAAUGAAUCAAGGGAAGCGGAACAGUUUCUAAUGCAGGCGCCCCAGGGAAAUCCACUGCUGCUUUCCCACACCCUCCAAGAGCUGUUGAGCAAGGACAGUGUGCAGGUGGAGCUUAUACCUGAGAAGAAGGGCCUUUUUCUGAAACAUGUGGAAUACGAGGUUUCCAGCAAGAGAUUCAAGUGCUCAGUCUACAGACGAUACAAUGACUUUGUGGUGUUCCACGAGAUGCUGCUUCAGAAGUUCCCCUAUCGCAUGGUGCCAGCCCUUCCACCAAAGAGGAUGCUGGGAGCUGAUCGAGAAUUCAUAGAAUCGAGGAGGAGAGCGCUGAAGCGUUUUAUAAACCUGGUGGCUCGACAUCCCCCUUUCUCAGAAGAUGUGCUCUUGAAACUCUUUCUCUCGUUCAGCGGCUCCGAUGUACAGAAUAAGCUAAGAGAGUUGGUCCAGGGAGUAGGAGAUGAAUUCAUGACCUGCAGAUUAGCUACCCAGGCCAAGGACUUCCUCCCAGCCGACAUACAGGCCCAGUUUGCUGCCAGCAGGGAGCUCAUCAGAAAUAUUUAUAAUAGCUUUUAUAAGCUUCGGGACCGUGCGGAGAGGAUAGCUUCCCGAGCCAUCGAUAACGCCUCGGAUCUCCUCAUCUUUGGGAAGGAGCUCAGUGCUUUGGGCUCAGACACUACACCGCUUCCUUCCUGGGCUGCUCUGAAUAAUAGCACAUGGGGGACUCUGAAACAAGCCUUGAAGGGUCUCUCAGUGGAGUUUGCGCUGCUGGCGGAUAAGGCUGUGCAGCAGGGUAAACAGGAAGAGAAUGAUGUGGUGGAGAAGCUGAACCUUUUCCUGGAUUUACUCCAGUCCUAUAAAGACCUGUGUGAAAGACACGAGAAGGGGGUAUUGCACAAGCACCAGCGAGCCUUGCACAAGUACAGCAUGAUGAAGAAGCAGAUGAUGAGCGCCACCGUGCAGAACAAGGAACCGGAGUCGGUGGAGCAGUUGGAGUCCCGAAUUGUGGAGCAAGAAAACGCAAUCCUCACCAUGGAGCUGCGGAACUACUUCUCUCUCUACUGCCUGCAUCAGGAGACACAGCUGAUCCACAUCUACCUGCCUCUCACCUCUCACAUCCUGGGGGCCUUUGUCAACUCCCAGAUCCAGGGUCACAAAGAGAUGAGCAAAGUUUGGAAUGAGUUGAAGCCGAAGCUGAGCUGCCUCUUUGUGGGAUCUACCAAUAUGCCAACUCCACCAUUGUCGCCUCCAGAGGGAAACUUCUUCUCCAAUUAAUGAAUGCUCUGAGCAUCUGGCGUGGAGCAAGAAGUGCAAUCAACCAAGGGGUGGGACCUCUACCUCCAGAUGUUAGAAUGAACCCUCCAAACAGCUAUUAUUUUUUUUUUUUUAAUUUUUUUUUUUUAAUACUGCUGCUUUGAGCUGCUCUCUUGAUUUAGACAGACUGGAUGUGGGGCAGAACAUACGGAUAUAAAGACAAAUCUCUUAAUUUGGACAUGACAUGCUCCGGGGCAGAGCUGCUGCUGGUUGUGCUGCAGUCCCUCUCUGCAGGGUCAGGAUGGGACCUGGUGCUGUUGCUGAGGCCUCUGCAUCUCCUGCUGAGGGUUCAUCUGAUGGGUCUGGACACCCCUCUGAGCGCUGGGGUGAAUGGGGGUGUCCGAAACACUUGUCCUAGAGAUGGAUUGAAUUCUAAGCGUGGAGGGGAACAUGCAUUAGGGGUGUGAGGAAAGCUGGAAGCCAUCCCCCACCCCAUUGAUAGGUGUCUGGGUUUGGUUUCUUACUGCUAGACCCUAGAGCAGCCAACAUGAACAGAGGGGCUGGAUUCCCUGACCCGGCUGGGGGUCAGUGCUGCUCCUCACACUGAUUUUUUUUUCCUCACGAGGCAGAUGAUUGUGGGGGUGUUUCAGGCUGUGGGGCAGCCUGAGGGACUGGUGUAUUUCGGUUUGGGCCAAAGAUGACUGGGUUCAGGAAGUCGGAAGAGGUUCCUCAUUUAUAUGAGGAAAUUAAUUGAAUAAAACACUCCUUAAUCCUAAACCACUCGCACUAUAGGAGCAGCUGGGAGGUUGCUGGCUUAUUUUCUUCUGGAGGUUCUGACACCCCCCUGCGAGUAGCUGUCGAGGACUGUUGGGGCCCCAAGGCUGGUGUUUGCUUUGCUCUAGUGUCAGAUGAAGUAUCCUGUUCCACCAGCAGGCUGGGACACAAUCCUGCUAAAAUUCCUUAGCAAAAAAAAAAAAAAAAA